Molecule: messenger RNA, 1966 nt
Organism: Dermochelys coriacea (leatherback sea turtle)
Lineage: Eukaryota; Metazoa; Chordata; Testudines; Dermochelyidae
Gene: HPS1
Product: HPS1 biogenesis of lysosomal organelles complex 3 subunit 1
Exons: 9
Coding region: 436-1662 (408 amino acids)
Biological process (GO): vesicle-mediated transport; melanosome assembly
Cellular component (GO): BLOC-3 complex
Molecular function (GO): guanyl-nucleotide exchange factor activity
Source: RefSeq, a predicted model, not a curated record
ACAGUAAAGCGGAAGGUUUAUUGGACGGUAGGAACACAGUCUAAAACAGAGCUUGUGGGUACAACCAGGACCCCUCAGUCAAGUCCUUCUGGGGAGCAGGGAGCUUAGACCCCGGCUGUGGGGUUCCCUGCAUCCCACCUCCCAGCACCAAACUGAAACUAAACCCCCCCCAGCAGGCUCCCUCCUGCAGCCUUUGUCCAGUUCCCGGGCAGGGCAGAGGUGUUACCUCCCGGUCCCUGUCCUGGCUCAGGUUACAGGCUCUCAGGUCUCCCAUUCCCAGUGAAACUCCCCUGCCACAUUCCCAGGUCAACACUCCCCACUCCCUGCUGAGUCACAAUCGCCCUCUUCCCUUCUGCCCAGGAGUCCUCCCACCUGCCCACAUUUGACUGCAGCUUUCUGGGGGUGGUGCCACCAGCUCUGCCCUCGCUGCGCGACAUGGCAUGUGGGCAGACCAAGCUGUUACUGCCUGGUUCCUUCCCCAGUGCGGGGUGUCCAGCCAGUUGCGCUUGCGCUCUCUCUCUCUCUCUCUCUCUCUCUCUCUCUCCCCAGGUGGCAGAAGAUUCGCUCCGGACCCUGGUGCCCCCAGUGCCUGAUGCCUCCAACCCCAGAAGGAUCUUCCUGGAUGCGAACCUGCGGGAGGGCUACUGCCCCAUGGUGCCCCACACCAUGUACUGCCUGCCGCUCUGGCCUGGCAUCUCGCUGGUGCUCCUGACCAAGAGCCCCAGCACCCACGUCGUCUGCUCCCUGUACCAGCUGCUGGACGGGUUCCUGGUGCUGGAGAAUAAGCUGAGGGAGGGGCAGGAGGUGGGGCCACCCACCCGCUCCCACCCGCUCCUGGCUGAGCUGCGCCAGAGGAUGGACAAGUUCGUGAAGAAGCUGGGCAGGCAGGACACGCAGUUACACAACGCCUGGCUGGAGUUCAAGAGCAAAGCGUUCUCCAGACAUGAGUCCGGGAGCUCCAGGGAGCUCCUGCAGGCACUCGGGAGUGUGAGGCGGCAGCUCUGCUCAGUCUAUCGCCAGCUCUUCCUGACCUCGCCGUCCGCCCAGGGCCUGGCCCAGGGCCUGCGGGACUGGGCCCAGAAGCUGGUGCGGGAGAAGCUGCUGGACUGGAGGGACUUCCUGCUGGUGAAGAGCAAGCGGAACAUCACCAUGGUGUCAUACCUGGAGGACUUCCCAGGCCUGGUGCACUUCAUCUAUGUGGACCGCACCACUGGGCAGAUGGUGGCACCUUCCCUCAACAUGGCCGAGGACUCCACCUCGGAGCUGGGCAAGGGUGCCCUGGCUGCCUUCAUCAAGAAGAAGGUCUGGUUUCUGAUUGGGCUGGCGCGGCGCUACCUGCAGAAGGGCUACACAACACUCACGCUGCGAGACGGCGACUAUUACUGCUCCUACUUUCUCUGGUUCGAGAAUGAGCUGGGUUACAAACUGGAGGUGAUCGAGGUUCCUGUUCUCUCUGAUGACUCUGCUCCCGUCGGGAUGCUGGCAGGGGAUUACUACAGGAAGCUUCUGCGCUACUACAGCAAGAACCACCCGGCCGAGGGGGUGAAGUGUUACGAGCUGCUGACGCUGCACCUGGGUGUGAUCCCCGCCGAGCGCGUGAUCCAGCAGGCCUGCGACCUGGCCCAGCGGCUCUGGGAGCCAUCCCGCAUCCCUCUGCUCUGAGCCAUGCAGGCUGGCAGCGAGCGUCCUCACGGAGGCCUCGUUCCCGCCCUCAGAGUCGGACUCAACGGGCCCCUUGCAGCACCUAUCUCACUGGGCCCUGCAGCCCCUGAGCCCAGCUGGGAGACCAGCACCCACCAGCAUCUAGCCGUCAGCUCCCCAUCUGCUGAAACUUGGCCAGGGGGCUCCCCUGACUUGCCCCCGGAGCAGCCUGGCGGCAGGGGCCAUUGGAAGUGCAUGGCCAUGGUAGCGUGUCUCUGUCUGUACGUGCCACACUCCAGGCUGGUAUUAAAGCUGGUGCACUUGG